Chiloscyllium plagiosum (whitespotted bambooshark) is the source of this 12695-nucleotide messenger RNA. NCBI's taxonomy places the organism in Eukaryota, Metazoa, Chordata, Chondrichthyes, Orectolobiformes, Hemiscylliidae. The record is from RefSeq and is a predicted model, not a curated record.
GUCACGUGGUGAGGGGCGGCUGCGUGUUCUUUAGAGGCCUGGAGUCGGGAACAGCGCCAGUUUACAUCGCACCCGCCGGGACAUGGGCAGUGCCCGCUUUUCCUUCUUUCUGAACAACCGCACACUCCGAGCACGCUGAGGAUGCCCUUGUCGAGCCGAGCCCGCAGCAGCCGCCUAACCCCCGGCGAUGGCUGACAGCAGCGGAGAGCUGCAGGGCUUCUCUCUCGCUAAUCCCAUGGCCGGGCUUUGAUCCGAGGAGGAGCAACCGCUUGCAAACCAUUCCCCCCAGCACCACCACCACCACUUCCUCCUCCAUACGCACACUCAGACACUCCAAGCCGCCAUGGAACGAGCAGCUCCUCCAGCCAUCAAUCCCAGCCAUGCCCACCGACUGGAGGGUAACAUGAUGAAAUCCCCUCCCUUCUGUCUCAAGUCUGGCAACGUCAAGGUCUCCCUCAAGAAAUGGAGCGUUUGGGAUAAAUUUUAUAACUUGGGCACCGAGAUGAGGAUGUCUAAACGUGGCAGGUUUAUGUUCCCAUACUGUGAAUAUUCUGUUUCUGGGCUGGAUCCUGACAAGAACUACAUCAUGGCAAUGGAUAUCUCUCCAGUAGACAACUACCGUUACCGUUAUAAUGGGUGCAAAUGGCAGAUCAAUGGAAAGGCAACCCCACAUGUGACUGGGAGACUUUACUUCCACCCAAAUGGCAGUGUUUCUGGGAAAGAGUGGAUGGUCAAGCCAGUGUCUUUUGCCAAAAUGCGAUUAACCAAUUGUCCAACUGCAGAAGAAGGUAAUGCAAUCCUUCAUUCCAUGCAUCGAUAUGUCCCCCAGUUGCACAUCAUUGUGGCUGAUGGAAUCAUUGAGAAGCUAAACCUGAAUGAUCCUCGGGUCUACACAAUUGUCUUUCAACAGACUGAAUUCUUUGCUGUGACAAAGUAUGAAAACAAAUUUAUCAGGCAGCUAAAACACUUCUAUAAUCCUUAUGGUACUGCACUACGAGAUGUAAAGACUUCAAAGCAGGAUGUUGGUAAUAGUCAAAGGCCUAGGAAACGAUGUGAAAAAAAAACCCUCUACCCUGCCGAAAAUAUGCACAGUACCGUGUCUGAUCAAGAACCGAAGAAGGAACUAAAAACAAUAAUUCCUAUAAAGGAUGGUGCAGCAAGAAUCCAGGAGAGUAUGAAUAAUCGAGGGGUCACAAAAGAAAUGAGAAAAAUUGUGGCUGUUGAAAAUGUAUUGCAAAUGGAGGGUUCAUUCAAUUUAAAAGGUUCUCUCGGUGACCCAGUGGAGAUUGGAAAACUUGAGCAGAAAUUGCGGAAUGAUUUGCGUUGGAAUGGGAAGCAUGAAAUCCUUCACCCAGCACUACGCGAAUUUGGAAUAAAACUGAGUGAUCUCCAUCUCACUGAAUGUAUAAAUGUGGAACAUUUAGGACUGGCUUCCACGCAGAAUGUUGAAUUGGUUUCUUCUUUUCCUGUAAAUGAAUCUCAUGGGAUUCGAGAAACUGGAAUUCCAUUUAUCUCCCGAACAGGAAAAACAAAUGAUCUCACCAAGAUUAAGGGUUGGAAGAACAAGUUUAACCUGCAGCCUGGGUCACCUGAAAACAAUCCAAGUCCGUCACCUUUAAGUGUCAGCCCAGCGGUUAUUAAAAAUAGAUCAGCAUUUGUUAGCGACUUGCUUGAUGAGUAUCUGGAGAAAGAAGGGAAGAUCAUUGAGCAGUCACUCUUGUAUGACUACAAGAUACCAGAGAUUGGUUGUCAAACUCCAACCACGUUGGACCCAUCAUGCAAUAUUCAACAAAACACUACUCGUUCACCUGACUUUGGUGCACCACUGAAAAAUAAAUCUUCACACUUGGAAAUGUCUCCAGUGUUAGAGAAGCAUUUUAGUGUGACAAACAAAGGCAUUUUCAUCAGAGAUAUACAAAGCACCAGUGUGGACGCGAAAGCUAAGUGUACAAAACAGAAGAAUGACAAUUCGGCACCUAAAAGACCCAAAAUAGCCAGUCAAUAUGACAAUAAGACACAAUUAGCCAGUAACAAUAAAGAAUCUGCAGUUUGUGCCACAGCUCCACAGAAGAAACAGCUGAAAUCAGGUUCCACAUACCUUAAGGUUGUUCCUGUGGCAUCAAGUCCCAACGGAGGAAAAAAAUCCAACAUUUCAAUAAAUCAAACUGAGACAAUUUAUAUUUCAGAUGAUAAGAAUGCUGAGAAAUCAGAACCAAGAAACCUCCGAAUUGAGUCUACUUCCCAAACCACAAUAGAUCCAUCUUCAGUAAUGGAGCAUCCAUCAACAACAACAAACCGAUCGACUGCUUCAAAGGUUGUUGAAGUCAUCUCCUACUGUAAUUGGAAUGAAAGUCGUGUUAAGAUUAUUAAGUUAAUUGCUGAGUGUGCUAUGGCCAAUAAACUUCCAUUGAUACAGCGAUUGGACAAUUACGAGAUUAAUUUGGAAAAAAGUGAUGGAACUUUAUUUCCACCGAAGAAGAGGAUUGAUGUGAGAGCAACGAUCCAAAAUGUCUCAGAUUCUGAACAUGGAUGUAUUAGGCCCCUGGUGCAGAAUAUGGUGAUUGAAGCUGUGGUUGGCAAUUCUGCCUUCAAAACAAAGCUGAAUAAUUUAAUAUCCAAGGUCUCUAAAGACAGUUCUAAGCAAACAAAAGUCGAACAGCUUGAUUCUUCAGUUCAUGUUGUAAUGGAUUUAGAGAAAAGUGUCUCCUCACCAGAAAAGAGCCCAAGUGAAACCAGUUGCACAACCAACCCAUCCAACAGACUUACUGCAGAAGGUAAAGCUCAGUCAUUUCCAGUGAUUACAGCACAGAAAAGGGAACAAGGAGUUUCCAUUGCAGCUACUGACACUACUGUGAAAAAUGUGUCCAAAGCCCCCUCUCCUAUUAGAUCUGCAGUCACUACAUUCCAGAGAAUUGGGGCUUUGAGUACAAUCCUGACCAAUACUACUGCAACACCAACUCCAAACUGCUUUAUGAAUUCUGUUGCAUCUGGAAAUAAACCUGAGACAUCAGCUGCUCCUACAACCCGUUACCUAUUGUGUAAGACUAAUUCUUCUGGAUUGUCUUCAGGUUCACCUGCCUCUCUGGAUCAAGAUGGCCGCCGGCAAUGCAUUGCUGUCCCAAACACACUGAAACUACAGCCAGGAGACAAUCUGAUGCUUCAGCCUAUCAAGGCUGCUGAUGGCCGACAAUUGUACAGACACUCCAGUGGGAAAAUAUUCCAGCUAGUUUACACAAAGACUCCAGAACAAACACCAGUGCAACAGCUGAACAUUCCCCAGUCACCAAUUCCAGGAACAAAUUCAGUGGUCAAAAUCGUCACAUCUACAGUUACGACUUUGGAAGGUGAUGCUAACACUUCUCUUUGUAACACAGCUGCUACAAAUUCAGAACUGUGUACCAAAACCAGUUUAUCAGAAGCAAGUGUUGGAAGAUUGCACAAUUCCACAUCGCUAUGUGACGUAACUGCAACAAAGCUGCAACUUCAGUGUGUCCCUGCAACUUGGACAUUGGUAGAUCAGCUUUCUCCAUCCCAGUCAUUACGUAUGUUUCCAGAGACCACUACACAGGCUGAGCAGCACGACAAUAUCAUUCCUUUGGCUGAUUGUCAAACAAAAGCAAAUCUUGUCAAUUUAAACAAUGACAUGUUUGACUUGGAAAUGAAUCCAGUGAAAUCCUCUGAACAAGGGGAAUGCAAUCAAAGAGCGAAAACUAUUAACACAUUCCCUAUGAAAAGUGAGACCAUUACAGUCACUGGAGCUUAUGAAACAAAAUGGGUGACAGAGGAUAGUACAUUUGGAGAAGAUUGCAAAAGGACAGACAGCAUGGAAAAAUUUAAAACUCAGUUUAAUGCAAGCAAGCGAAGUGAAGCCCAUAUUAAAGUUGAGCGAGAUUUGGCUGAAAUAAAUGGUGAUGAGCGCAUGGAUUCUGAUGGCCCUGAAAUCUGCACUGUUACCAUAAAAGAGGAGCCUUUGAAUGAUGAGGAACACAAUAGCUUUACUGCAUGGAGAGAAGAGUCCUUUAGAAGCUCCAAGUUCUGGAACCGUUCAUUCAAUUUAAAUACAGAAGCUGUGACUGAAGCUGAGUUAGGUGUGCAGACUCAUUCAAGCAAUAGAAAUAGAGAUGGGGUUGGAAACCUGGUGUCAAGUUCAAGAAUUCCAAGAAAUUCGUUAAUUGUCAAUAAUCCUGCAGUACCGCACAGGGGAUUUUUCCAGAAUUCACAAUCAUUCAGCAAUUCAACGAAAAGAAGGGUAUACGAAACCUCUGUACUAUGUGAAGCUAGAAAGAAGGCGAUAUUACACAACUUGAGAGAACGAGAGUCACGCAGAAUGAUGGAAAAUCGUUUUAAAGUAUUGAAGAACAAACUUUUUGAUGACAAACAAAUUGCUUCAAAAGGUGCCAUCCUUGAUGAGGCCAUAGAUGUAAUCAAUAACUUGGAUAGGCAGUCCAAAAAUCUAACAGUGGAGAAGGAACUACUGUUAGGAAAACAGAAAAUCCUGUUAGAAAAGAUCUCGCUAUUAUCUGCUGUGUCUUCCCCAGCAGGGAUGGAACCUGUUGUAACACAAGAUGGCAUUGAAGCGGGUGAAAUAAUUGAAACCGGUGAGACUUUGAGUUUCUCAAGUGGGAGAGUUUCCUCUUCCCAGAACUCCUUUGGAAUGAAAUGGUUUGCAGAAGGUGGUCCUGUGAAUACUUUGGAUGAACAUGGGACAAAUUGUGGAUUAAAUCUAAAAUAUGAGGUGAACUCAACUGGUUCCGAUGAUAUAGUUGCUGUCAAGAUCGGUGACUACUUCAAUGAAAAAUGUAACAGUGAACUUGACUAUUCUGGCAGCACCAAUACCUUUGCAGUGAAAAGAGAAGGAAAUCUUAGCCAAGAAGAUUGCUCCACUGUCAGCUCAGUAAAUGAAGAAUAUUCUGGAAGUUCCAGGUUUUGUAGCCUUUCAGAUUUCAGCACUGAUAUGGAGGCUUUGAAUAAAAUGAGCAUGCAGUGCAGUGAGCCAUCUAGGGGUUGGAUAGCCAACAGGAAGGCAACAUCACACACAUUGAGAGAACGAGAAUCACGCAAGUUGAUGGAAAAUCGUUUUAAAUUAUUGGAGAGCACUGUAUUCAAUGACAAAAAGGCUCCAAAGGGUGCCAUUCUCACUAAGGCCAUUGAUGUAAUCAGUGACUUGGAUAUGCAAUCAGAAGAACUGUUCAAGGAAAAGGAGCUGUUAAAGAAAAAGCAAAAAAAAUUGUUAGAGGAAAUUUCACUUUUAGCGGAUACAAGAUCUGAUGCAGUUGAGGACCAAGCAGAAGAUGGGCACUUCUUUAGUGUUAAGAAGACCUCGGGGGCAAGAGGAUUAACAUUUCAGAAACCUUCUGAACCACAAUGGCUUGAAAGCAGCAACCCACCUGACACUGCAGUAACGAAAGGCAACAUGGUUUCUGCUUUAUCAGAAAGCCAUGAUACAGAUUGCAUAGGAGGACCUGACUGGGAGCAAGAUGAAUUAAAAGCCAACUGUCUUUUUCCACCUAAGAUUGCAGGGGACCUCAAAGAGAAGCAUUACCAGGAACCACCGAAUCCUGAUGGUUACGAUUCCACUGCUUUAAGAAGAAAGAUUUUUAAUGGUAAAGAUGAAGAUGCUCUCUUCACUGUAGGAAGAGAGUCGUCCAUUGGGAGCUCUGACUUUGGCAGUCAUUCAGAUUUUGAUAUAAAUGCAGAUGAUGUGAAUGAAAUUGAUGUGGAAAUACUGAGUCAUUCAGACGCUGAAUAUUUUGAUGUUGAGAUGGAAGAUGGUGAAGUAGCUGAUGAAACUUCAACAGCUGAAAAAUUAUGUGCACCUCCCAGAUGGCAUUUUCACAAUUAUUCUCAAUCUCACAAAUUUUCACCCAAGAGAAAGAUUUACAAUAUGUCGGAGCUGAAGAAAAGCAGAAAGAAUCCACUGCUGCACACAUUGAGAGAGAGAGAGUGGCGCAAGCUUAUGCAGAAUCGUUUCAGUGAGUUAAGGGAGCUGCUGUUUGAGGAUGAACGCGUUUCAAAACGUGCCAUUCUUGAUGAGGCCAUCAGUGAAAUUCAAAACUUGUGUCAGCAAGGGCAUAAACUCUAUUUGGAGAAAAAGCUGCUGAUGAAAAAACACAAGGCAUUGUUAAAAAUAAUCGCUGUACUCUCUGGAGAGAAGAAAGUUAAAACUCAGAAAAGUGAUGCUGCUGUUUGUGGGAAGCAUAGUGAGAAUUACGAUCAUAACAGGACUCCUGUUUCUCCAGGGCCAUCUUUAAUGUCGGCUGCAAAGGGGAACAAUGAGGAAUCUACACUAGUGCCAAUAGCUGGAACUCCUUUUCGUCUUCUCCUUGAGAAAAUUGCAGUAUCCCCCCAUGGUGAGGAAUAUGGAGAAUGGGACACUCGUUCCCAGACAGAGGCUCAUGGCACAAAGGAACUACCACCAAGAAGUCUUGUCAUACACCAGCAAGAAGAUGCACAUUUGGCUUUCUUAGAGGGUUAUUCACAAAUGACAUCAUCAACACAGCCAAGAGAAGAAACGCAAAGGCAGAAACUUCCAGAAAGAUUGGAAAAAAUUUCUGAUACAGCAUCAACAGCCAUUGAUGUAGCAUCAAGAAACCUUAAAAUUGUGCAGGAUGAAAAGCAGUAUGCAAAUGCAAUGGGCCUGAAUUUCAAAUCUGCAAAAGAUCUGCCAUCAAAUGGGGAUGUUAAAAAGUCAUCAGAGGGUGCUUUGUAUUGGUCAAAGUCAGUAGAUAAGGACAGUUCUGCAGAGUCGAUUGAAAAGAGUCCAAUAGAUGCAAAAUCAGCAGUAAAAGGGAAACUGCAGGUUAUCAGAUCAGCAAAAGGGCAGGACAUUCUUCAAAAACUGGCUAAGAAGGUGCAAGAGGCUGGAAUUAAACCAUGGACGUGGAAAUCAAAACGUGAAGAUUCAGAAAAUGUCUCACAAAACUUGUUUGACAAUGAAAGCAAGUUGAUGCAAUGUUUCCAAAAAGCUUCCACCUCCGCUAAUGAGAGUUCUAUUGCCCAGUAUGUGUGUACAGAGACAUCUAAUCUCCUUGUGAAAGACAAAAGCUUGCAUAAUCUUUUGCCAGGCCAAACAUUGAAGCAUCCUGCAUCAUUGAACAGUGGAGGUGCUGAUCAAUUGGAGGCUGAACUAGACUUGGAUUCAGUUUCCUCAGAUGGUUCUACAACAGCAACAUGUGCUGUCAGGGAGCCAAAAAUAUUUAUAUCUUCCGUGGACAUUCAUUCUGCCAAUGAAGCAAAUGCAAAUGGGGGCUAUUUGUUACUAGAUUCCACGCAGUAGAAUUUGAAAUUAGAAGUCUCUGACUGUAACUGUCUACACUCUCUUCCAUUGCUGUGCUCAUGAUCUUUCCAUGCCUUAAUAGAAAGACUUGUCUGAGCAAUAGAAGGCCAGAACAUUUGGGCGGGUUUUGGAAUAACUGAGCCCUAACCAAGACAAGUUUUGAAAUCUAAUUGCACAGACUGUACCCUAUGCUAAUGUUGGAUUUGAUUAACUCAAAAGUUUACACACAGCCCUUCUAAGCUGUUCAAGGAAGUCAUGCAAUAUUGCCUCCUUGGCCUAACAAGGGCCAAGUUUUCUCAUUCUCUCUUCUCAUUCUUCCCUCAUUCAGCAGAAAAUGAGAAUGGAAAGGAUUAGCUGUAUGAGCAAAUAAAAUUGCAAGUUGUAGAGUUGUUGACUUUGCAUUAACACUAUUGAGGAAGGAGGGGUUGGAAAUUGAUCCAGACUGGAAUUGCAGUGAUCAAUGUGAAGAGCACAUCCCUGAAAAUUAGAAUAUCUGUCAGAGUGUUUGUAUUUAUGAAGACAUCAACAGUAAUAAAUUCACUCCUCCGUCCGAUCCCACAGAGGUCAGUACUUGAGGCAAUCUACUUACUUUACAAAAUGUUCUUUCUGAUGUCAGUGAGAAAACCCACAUUUUGCUUUGUUAGAAAACAAGGCGUUAGUGCUGUUUUAAGGGAACAAGUUCACUUCAUGUGUUAAGGUCUGAAUUUCUGAAGACUGGGGCCCCACUGUGGUAGACGCUGAAUUGCUUGCUCUGCACAACCUGGAGUGACAGUGGAUAAAUCUAUAAUGUUGAAAUGUGCAUAAUCUUUUAUAAAAUUGGACUUUAUACUUCACAGUAUAGGUUGGAACUUCAGUCCAAAUUUAACCAUGGUCUUACAUGGAAUGAAUACAUUUUGCAGAAAAACACAUGCGCAUUUCUUUCCCAUGUAUAACAGUUUGGUUUCCAAUAUUUAACACUUAGCAACUAUUUUUCAUUUGUACUUUCACCUCCAGGUUUUCAGUUUGUAUUUAAAAAGUUUUGAAAUCUUACAAUAAUGUUAAAACCGAUGACAGGGGAGACAGAGUCUUAAAGUUUGGCUCUCUUCUAAAACAACUGCUUGUGGAUUCUGAUGGAACAAAACUGGUUAGGGACUUCAAAUAUAUAAUUCUGCAAGAACCAUACAAUGCACAGUUAUGUAACAAUACAGUAUUGUGGGAAUCUUGUACUGUGCUCUGAAUAGCUGUUCUUGGGGCAAUAUAUAACUGUUCAAUGUACUUGCACUUGAUUGUGAAAUUAGUCAUUUUCUUGUGAUGUUGAGUGGUUGGAUACGAAACUAAUUUCCUCAUGGAGCUGGUGACUCAUCCUGGCAAAGCCUGGAGUAGUGAAGAUCAGUUGCAGCAGUGGAUGAUGAUAAUAACUAUUCUGAAAUAGCCAGUAAUACGCUUAUGGCAACUUCGUUGUUGUGAGCUGUAGGUAUAAAAAUCCAUUUCUCUCCACUGUAUUGUUUUGGUGCAUAGCCCACGUAUCUGAGGUAUGUGGAGAAUUAUGUUAAUAUCCUUACAUAACAGAGUUCAGUGCAGAGACUUCAAUCUUGUAUCCAGCAUCUGUACAAACCUGUUCUAAUUAUUUGAACUGUGGCUAUGAUAUCCUUCAUGUGCCCGUUUCUUGUAGUCUCACACCUGUCAUUCAUAUAGACUAGUCAUCUUUCUAUUUCUGUUUAUUUGUUGGAUUUCUGUUUUCAAUUUGUGGGUCUGCAAUUUUGAGGGCUGCUGUUAACACUUACCUCAGAAAUGGGCAAAUCCCAUGUUAGGAUGCCAAGAUUGCCUAUAAAUACUCAUAUAUGCAAAUUGUUGAGAACUGGGUGUCUACAGGAUUCCUUGUUUUGUACUUUUACAGUCCAGUAAGAUGCCCUGGGCAGCUGUGGGUAUAAUGCUUUAUUAAAGCAAAUUACUGUAGAUGUCUGAAAGAAAAACAAAAUAUUGGAGAAACUCAGCAGGUCAGCAGCAUCUGUGGAGUGAGAAAUAGAGUUAAUAGUUCAAGGUCAAUAUUAUUUUUCUCCUGGAGAGUCAUAUCGGACUUGAAAUGUUAAAGCUGUUUCUCCUGUCUUCUCUCUCCUAUUCUGUCUCCAUCUCUCCAUGUCUCUUCCCACCACCCACCUCACACAGACUGCCAGACCGGCUGAAUUUCUCCAGCACUCUGUUUUGAUAGUUUAUUUCUGUACUUUGCCAUUAGCUCUGCUCCUUUAUUUAUUACAGCAGAUUUUAGAUGCUGGGUAGGAUAAUUGGUCCAAAUGAUAAAUUAGGAUAUCUCAUUUGAAAAAUACAAUUUGUUUUUGUUUGAAAUUUCCAUUUUGAGUCUUCUCACUGUGCUGUGUAUUUCACUAUAUGCUGCAUACAUUUCAAGGAUUAACUUUCACUAGAUUUUAGUUUGUUGCAUGGGGUGCACGUUUGGCCGCAUAAUGGAUUUGACAAGUCGGUGAUUUGUUCUACCUCCUGAUAAUUUAGGCUUCACUGCCAUGAGGAACCUUCCUCGGAUGUUUUUUCUCUCCUCCUCCAAAAAGCUUUGGCUUUUUAAAAAAAAUGUUCUGUGAAAAUGGCCUUUUUGUUUGCUUGUUUAGUAUUCAUUUGUCUAUUUCGUGUUUUGUCUCAAAUCCUUUUGAAAUUACAGACCUGACUUAACAAUGGUAGAUUUAUUACAAUGGAGAGGUUUGGAAUGUGACAAAUUUGUGGAAUAUGUAAGAUUUCAAAAAAGAACUCCGAGGUCCUUGUACUGUUUCUAAGCUAUGUUAUUUCAUAGGAAUAUAGCUGAAAAAAAAGCAAGACUGGCAGUAUUCACUUAUUUGAAUGGGAACACUACAAUAAAGUUGUUAAAUAGAUUUGCACAACCAACCACGACACUACUUUAAGUGCUAGUCUUCAUGUCCCUUCUGGUUGUCUGUUACAUGAAGGUUUAUAAUCUGGUGAGCAGUUGAACAUUUAGAAAUUGCUUCAAUAUCAGGACUGGUAGCGGUUUAUUUUAGGAAAGGAAAUAAGUCAGAAAUGUCUUAUUCUUUUACUAGCAAAAUUAUGUUGACUUUUCUUCAUAUCAUCCAUCAAAUAUUCUUUUCCAAGAGAUUUGAGCCAUAGGCACUUAAUGUAAUAGAAUCCAGCUUUGAUAUUUGUUUUUUUCAUGUGUUUCAUGUACUGUGUUGUGGGAAGAAUGGCAAUUCGGAGCUGGUUUGGAGAGGUGCUACAGGGUAGCAGAUGGUUUCUGCAAUAAAUCAUUUUGUCCUUACCCAACGUGAAAAUAAACAAUUAACUGGUUACUGUUGCCAUCCUUGCCAGAAUACAUCGCUUGAAGCAGAGUGGGCCUCUCCUGAUCAAGUUGGGCUGUGGGGAGAUGGAGAUGCAUUUGCCGUAAAUAAAAUGUAGACUUCCCACCCCUCUCCCACCACCUCAAUUUGUAAAACUUAAUUAAAAAAUAAACUUUGGAAUAGUACAUCAGGAUCUAUAAAGGGAAACAACAAGUUAAGCUCUUAGUUCUAUUUCUAAUUGGUUAAUUAACAGGACUAAAAUUAAUGAGAUUCAGGCCUCCAUUCUGAAAAUAAUCUACAUCCAAUAUAAUUGUCAUUUUUCCCUUAAAGGAACGGUGAAGCUUGAAAUAAUCGUUUCUGAUCACUCCAGUUCCAUCACUACAAGUUAACAUUUCCUUCCUAUUUUUAAUGUGUUGCUUAGGAAAAAUAUUCUGACAUCUGCAUCUCCAGAGACUGCUGGAGUGCCCCAGCCCGCCAGCAUUGUUCUGUACCUUACUUUCCCCAUUGAACUGGAUCUGUUAUGGGAAAGCAGGUUGAUUGGGAGAAGGAGCAGUUACAUUGACACUGGGUGUUGCCUUUAUACCAUGCUUGAAUUUGAGCUGCUGCUGGUGAAAUAUAAAAUUGUUACUUAAUAUUUUGGUACUGUUCAGUAGGAAAUGCUCCCACCAGGACUGAUCCAAGUUGACCUUGUUUCUUUGAUAGGAUGUAACUGCGAUGUAGAAUACUAUUUUUACCCUUGUUUUGGAAUGCAGAUUAGAUAACAGUCUGUCCAGCAGAGUGUGUCAGUCUGCAUAAAUUCUACAAAUCAAUGUUAUAAAGCUUUCAGAAGUUCUCCCUGCGCUCCCUUUGGGCCUUGGGUAUUGCCAGGUUUACAGCCCUUUACUUUUGCUUUUGAACAUCCAGGAAGUCUAGAUUUUUCUUCAUCCCACUUGCAUGUUUGGAACUGUAUCAGAAAAUGCAGAGAUUCAAACCUGGCAGCUUAAGAAAACAGGGCUACCAAGUUCACAAGAUAAGUGUCGUGUUAUAUGUACUGUAGAAGUCUUGUCUACUUUCAGUAGAUAGUUAAAAGAAUAAUUUUGGUUCUUUAUUUUUGAAGCUUGUCCUCACAGUCAGACUUCACAUUGUUUACUCCAUGCUGGAUGAAAGAAUAAAUACAUCCAUGAUGAAAGGACUCCAUCGCCUGCACCUUUGAUUAACCUGUAGGGAAAUGUGGGUUGGGAUACAAUUGCAAAUUGCACUCUCUCCUGUCUAAUGGUUGGCAGGGUGUUACAGUUCCAAGUAGCUUUUUAAAGCUGAGUGCAUUCAGAUUUGUCAUCAAAGGGAAGUAAAUAAAUUAUUGUAUCAGCGUUGUUCUGUUGCUAAUAUUCAUCCAAGUCACAGGGUCAUAAAUCUAAUGCCCAAUGCAAGAGUUUGAGCCCAACGUUUAGUCUAACCCUCCAAUGCAUUUUGCAGUGAGAAAUUGCAUGCUGUUCUGGAUGAUGUUCUUUCUUCAACCAGAAAUUGUUCAACAGGCUAUUAAUCUUAUUAUUUGUGGGAUCUUGUUUGUCCAAAAUGGCUGCUUUUGUUUGCCGUCAUAACAAUCAUUGCAUUUCAAAAUUUAAAUUGUGAAACACCUGAAACAUUGAAGAUAUGUAUCAGGGUGCAGUAAAAAUUCAAGGUUUUUUUUGUAAUUGUAACAUAUAAGGUAUUUAUCAGUGUAACUAAUUAAUGUGUUGCAAGAAUUCUGUGAAAAGAUGUGGAUAUAAGCUAGGCUGUGUGAAGGCUCCAGAGCAUGACUGAAUCAUUUAAUGAGGAAAAGCGGAAGUUGCUCCUUUAUAGUUACUACUUACAAGCUGUAGAAGACACAACUUCCAUUAUUUUUAAAACUCAUGGUGUGUUAAAAGUGCUCGAUCACAUAAUGGAAGUUUUUCUUUCACAUUGUUGUAGUUCUUUGUGACAAUGGAAUGAAUAUCUUGCUUUUUUUUAAUAGCAAAUAUUGAUUUGCUAAUGAAUUUAUUUGAACCUGUUUGUAAAGUAAAACCAGUGUUAUUUGUAUUUUUAAUAUUUUUCAAUGAAAGGUGCAUCACCUAACUGGUGAGAAUUAUUUUUAGUAUGAAUACUCUGUAAAUACAGCAAACUGUUGCAAUUAAAAGCAUAUUUGCUGCAAA